Messenger RNA from Camellia sinensis, 2674 nucleotides. The record is from RefSeq and is a predicted model, not a curated record. Lineage: Eukaryota; Viridiplantae; Streptophyta; Magnoliopsida; Ericales; Theaceae.
AUAUAUAUAACUAUCAUGAGUAAUUUCAUGACUCCUCCUUUGUCGUAUUUUUUCAAUAUGUUCUUUCUCUUCACCUAAAUUAUUUUGUUAAAUUUUGUUAACAACAAACUUAUCAAGAGCUCUUUUUUUCCAAGUCCUCUCAUGGGUUUGAGAUGUGCUAUUUUCUCAGUACUCAUUUUCCUGGUGUGUGUAACUGUGAAAUCCCAACAAAAUCAAGCAAGCAAGAUAAUCAGUUUGGGCUUCUCUCUUUCUCCGACUAAUCCUCCCACAUUCUGGCCUUCUCCUUCUGGCCUAUUUGCAUUUGGUUUCUACACACAACAUACAGGCUUUAAGGUCGGAAUUUGGUUGGUGGGCAACAAUGGCAACAUAACAAUUGUAUGGACUGCAAAUAGAGAUGAUCCACCAAUCACCUCCAAUUCGACACUCGAGCUCACCAGGAGUGGGAAACUUGUUCUAAGAACAGAAGAGCAUCGUGGAGAAGAGAAGCUCAUAGCAAACACCACAGGGUCUGCUGCCUCUGCCUCCAUGCUCGAUUCUGGAAAUUUUGUUCUGUACAAUGACACUCAGCAACAGCAACCCAUUUGGCAGAGUUUUGAUUUUCCAACUGACACAAUUCUAGGAGGACAGAAUCUGUCAAUGGAUAUGAGGCUAACCUCUCAUUUAUCAGACACCGACCACUCAACCGGGCAGUAUGAAAUCAUUUUGCAGACUGAUGGGAACCUCGUUAUGUACCCACUAAACAUUGAACAAACCCCAACCGAUGCUUAUUAUGCCUCGGGGACUAAUGGGUAUGCCCCUCUUUUCCUUUCCUUCAAUCAUUCUACAGGCACUCUGGCUCUCAUAAACAGCACUAGUUUCGAAGCGAUCAUAUCCUUGCACUCAGGGUUGACUAGCAACAACAACUACAAAACAAUUAUUUAUCGCGCAACACUUGAUUUUGAUGGGUUUUUCAGAUUGAACUCUCAUAAAUUCAAUGCGAGUGGUGGUGAAUCCCAGAUUCAAACUGAAUGGAUACAACCGGCCAAUCCAUGUAAAGUGAGGAAUUUUUGUGGCUUCAACAGUUACUGCACAUUUAAUGAUAACCAGCCAUAUUGCCUUUGUGUUCCCGGUACCGAUUUCAUUGAUCCCAACAAGUGGUCUCUCGGCUGCGACAAAAACUUCUCGCGAAGAGUGUGCAAGGAUGGGAUAGAAAACGACACCAACUCAUUUGACAUUACUACCAUGGAGCAAAUGUCUUGGGGAGACUUUCCCUAUGUUGAAAUAAUGCAGGUGUCAAUGGAAGAUUGCAAGAAGUCUUGUUUAGAAGAUUGCAAUUGCGAAGCAGCCUCAUUCGUGGACUCGACUUGCAGGAAACAUAGUCUUCCAAUUAGAUAUUUUGAAAGAGACGUAGGAGGGGGAGCGUUCACAGCUCUCUUUAAGGUGCGUGUAGCCAAAAGCGAGAAGCCGCCGUUGCCAGAAACACUAGUUUCGGGCCGGAGCAAAAAAGAAGUAAUGUCAAUACUUGUUAUGACUAUUGGUUUGCUUACAAGUUCGUGUGUUGCUCUUGCCAUCUCAGGCAUAUAUGUUUACAAAUUCAGAGUUUUGAAGUACAAAAGGUUGUUGCAAUAUGGAAACGUGGGUAUUAUGCAGGAGCUCACCUUGCAUUUGUUUUCAUACAGUGAGUUGAAAAAAGCAACCAAUGGGUUCAAAGAAGAGCUGGGAAAGGGCUCGUUCGGAGCAGUUUACAAAGGCACUUUGUGCAGAGGUAAAAAGUUGAUUGCGGUGAAGAGACUUCAGAAGAUUGUGGAAGAAGGCGAAAGGGAGUUUCAGGCAGAGAUGCGAGCAAUCGGGAGAAGGCACCACAGAAACUUAGUCCAACUGCUCGGAUACUGUAUUGAGGGUUCUAAAAGGCUUUUGGUUUACGAGUACAUGAGCAAUGGCUCCCUUGCAGAUCUUCUUUUUAAAUCUCCAAGGCGCCCAGAUUGGAAUGAGAGAAUUAAAAUUUCCCUAAAUGUCGCAAGAGGGAUCCACUAUCUGCAUGAAGAGUGUGAGGCUCCUAUAAUUCAUUGUGAUAUAAAGCCUCAAAACAUAUUGAUGGAUGAGUUUUGGAAUGCCAAAAUCUCCGACUUCGGGUUGGCCAAGUUUUUGAUGCCUGAUCAAACGCGGACCUUUACAGGAGCCAGAGGGACUAGAGGAUAUCUGGCUCCAGAAUGGCAAAGAAACAUUCCCAUAUCGGUCAAAGCAGAUGUUUACAGUUAUGGGAUAGUCCUUUUGGAAAUUGUUUGUUGCAGAAGAAGCAUGGAAGUUAAUGUAUCAACACCAGAGGAGGUUAUUUUGUCUAAUUGGGUCUAUAACUGCUUUGCUGAGAGGGAGUUGAACAAGCUUAUGGUUGUGGGUGAUGAAGAAGUUGACAUGGAGACAUUAGAGAACAUGGUUAAAGUGGGACUUUGGUGCAUUCAAGAUGAACCGGCUCUUCGUCCUUCCAUGAAAAGUGUAGUUUUGAUGCUUGAAGGCAUUACUGAUAUAUCAAUCCCUCCAUGUCCAACUACCUACUAAGGAAUCCAUGUGAACUGCACUAAUAAUAUAUUUAUUUAUAUGUAAUUUAUUGUUGAGGUUCAUGUAAUUUUAAUUUUUAUUAAUGAAUAAGUGAUGAGAAAACUCUAUGUUUUCUCUUGUUUUCUCUCAACAGUAUGAA